Molecule: messenger RNA, 1073 nt
Organism: Jaculus jaculus (lesser Egyptian jerboa)
Lineage: Eukaryota; Metazoa; Chordata; Mammalia; Rodentia; Dipodidae
Gene: Fcn3
Product: ficolin 3
Exons: 8
Coding region: 46-945 (299 amino acids)
Source: RefSeq, a predicted model, not a curated record
GGUCUUUAUAAACUGGAAUCCUCCUUCUGGUGACCCCCCAAAAAGAUGGGUUUAUUGUGGACCCCACGUUUCUUGUUGCUUCUCCUAUUUUGGGGACCUGCUUGCCUGAAGACCCAGGAUUAUGCCAGAUGCCCAGAACCCAGGGAACUGGAAGCUAGCAAAGUUAUCCUCCUGCCCAGUUGUCCAGGAGCCCAAGGAAGUCCUGGGGAGAAGGGACCUCCAGGACCCCAAGGUCAACCUGGACCACCAGGCAAGAUGGGCCCCAAGGGCGAGCGUGGAGAUUCAGCAAGCCUGCUUGGAUGCCAGGAUGGCCCUAGGAACUGUCAGGAGCUGCUAAGCCGGGGUGCUACCUUGAGUGGCUGGUACCACGUGUGUCUACCAGAAGGCAGAGCCCUUCCAGUCUUUUGCGACAUGGACACUGCAGGAGGCGGCUGGCUGGUGUUCCAGAGGCGACAGGAUGGUUCUGUGGACUUCUACCGUUCUUGGGCCUCCUACAAAGCAGGUUUUGGGAACCAGGAGUCGGAAUUCUGGCUGGGGAACGAGAACCUGCACCAGCUCACUCUCAAGGGCACUUGGAAUCUUCGGGUAGAGCUGGAAGACUUCAAUGGAGACCUCACCUUUGCCCAAUAUGCCACAUUCCGCGUCCUUGGGGAGGAGAACCAAUACCAACUGGUGGUAGGCAAGUUCUUGGAGGGCACAGCAGGGGACUCCUUGAGCUCCCACAACGAGGGGUACUUUAGCACCUAUGACGCGGACCACGAUUCAAGUGGGGGCAACUGCGCUGUGACCGUCCACGGCGCCUGGUGGUACAAAGCCUGCUACGCAGCCAACCUCAAUGGGCGUUACGCUGCAUCUGAAGCCACUGCUCACAAGUAUGGCAUCGACUGGGCCUCAGGCCGAGGCGUGGGGCACCCCUACCGCAAGGUCCGGAUGAUGCUUCGCUAGCCUGUGUGGACAGUCAGUACCUUAUCACUCCUGUACCACUUCCGGACCCACAGGCAUGUCCUCAUUGCCCACCCGCUCUGCUUCCUGGUCCGCAUUUAAAAAUAAACGAUUUUAACCCUUUCCUGACA